AUGUUAAAGGGUCUAUACCAAAAUAAGUUUGAAGGAAACAUUCCUGUUGAGUUUGGAAAAUUGAAAGUUAUUGAAAAUCUUGAUCUUAGUGAGAAUAUUUUAAAUGGAACCAUCCCAGCAAUGUUUGGUCAAUUAAAUUCCUUAGAAACAUUGAAUCUCUCACAUAAUAAUCUUUCUGGUGCUAUUCCCUUGAGAUAUGGUGAGAUGUUGAGCUUGACAAAUGUUGAUAUAUCAUACAACCAAUUAGAGGGUCCGGUUCCAAGCAUUUCAGCUUUUCAAAAUGCUUCAUUUGAAGCACUCAGAAAUAACAAAGGCCUGUGUGGUAAUGUUUGUGGCCCAAAGCGUUGCUCAACGCUAGGUGACAAGUUUCAUAGCCAUAAGAAUAACACAAUUUUGGUGUUCGUCUUACCCAUCACUCUAGGAACUCUAUUUUUAACAUUAUUUGCUUAUGGGCUCACAUAUCAUCUAUGUCAAACUUCAAGAACAAACAAAUACAAGGCUCUUGAAGAAUCACCAACAGAAAAUCUAUUCACAAUAUGGAGUUUUGAUGGGAAAAUGGUGUAUGAGAAUAUUAUUGAAGCCACAGAAGAGUUUGACAACAAGCAUCUCAUUGGAGUUGGAGGGCAUGGAAGUGUUUACAGAGCUGAAUUGCCCACAGGUCAAGUUGUUGCUGUGAAAAAAAUCCAUUCAUUACAAAAUGAAGAAAUGUCCAAUCUGAAAGCUUUUGAGAGUGAGAUUCGUGCUUUGACAGAGAUUCGACAUCGGAACAUUGUGAAGUUAUAUGGGUUUUGUUCACAUUCACUACACUCAUUUUUGGUUUAUGAAUUCUUGGAAAAUGGUAGCAUGGACAACAUUUUGAAGGAGAAUGAAACAUCUGGUGAAUUUGAUUGGAAGAGGAGGGUGAAUGUCAUUAAAGAUGUUGCAAAUGCUUUAUCUUAUAUGCAUCAUGAUUGCACACCUCCCAUUGUUCAUCGUGAUAUAUCCAGCAAGAAUGUUAUUUUGAAUUUGGAAUAUGUCGCUCAUGUUUCGGACUUCGGAACAUCUAAGUUUCUAAAUCCCAAUUCAUCCAAUUUGACCUUUGGAUAUGCUGCUCCAUGUCAUUUACCUUUCUUUACUUUAAUUUAUUUUAAAUCUUUUUUGUAG
This is a messenger RNA of Vicia faba (fava bean), 1143 nucleotides long. The record is from the annotation of a GenBank genome assembly. NCBI's taxonomy places the organism in Eukaryota, Viridiplantae, Streptophyta, Magnoliopsida, Fabales, Fabaceae.